AGAGCACAGCCCCAGCCCUUCCCGACGCAGGCAGCAAUUUUGCAGAAGAGGUGUUUCAGUAUUAAUGAAAGAACAUGAAGUCCUCUUGGUUAUUUAUAAUACACUUGCUAUGGCUGAAUGGUCACCAGUGUGCGCCAACCAGGCAGGAGGAAAUGAAUCUCCGGGAAAACCUGAAGACUUUAUCUGAAGUUGGGGAGAAAUAUGUAGAUGAAGAGGUAAAGAAAGCUUUGAUUGGUAUUAAGCACAUGAAAAUUAUGAUGGAAAGAAAUGAAGAUAAGCACAUAGAUCUGAUGAAAACCUUGAAGAAGAGCAGUGAAGAAAAACAGGAAGCCUUGCGGCUUAUGGAUGAAGUAAAGGAAAGAUUAGAAGAAGAAGAAAGACAAUGCCAAGCAUCUUUGAAAAAUCUAUGGGAUGAAUGUGAAACAUGUUUAGAAAGUACCUGCAUGCGAUUCUAUACGACUUGCAGACGUGGUUUAUCAACAUUUAGAAGCAAGGUUGAAGAUUUUUUGAGGAAAAUACCUCCACUUAUUUUCCCUUUUCGUGAAGAUCAAGGAAAAGACAUCCAGUUUAAUGAAAAGCCUGAGAAAGAGGAUACUCAGCUAGUAAAAAUGGAAGAUCUGUUUAGCCAACUGUUAUCAGACAUGGGCUCAGUGUUUGACAGAAGUUUCAUGUUUUUCAAGCAGAUGCAAAAAGAAUUUGACCAAUCCUUUCAAACAUAUUUCAUGUCUGAUCUGGAUUUGAGUGAAUCCCCCAGCAUGCCUGCUUUACCUGAGGCCAUUACCAGAAAUGAUGGCUUACAGAAAGACUGGGGUAUACCGGCCUUCCUGCAGACAGUCUUUGAUUUCAGCAAGACAGUGUUUGAAGGUGUCAGUGAGGUGAUUACUGAGGUAUUCGAUGAAUACAAAGAUAAUAGAAGAGAUUUGCCAGAACAAGCCAAAGGUUCUGACAGGGGUGGCAUGUUCUCAAAAAUUGUGUCAGGACGUCAAAGGACUCUGUGCAAAGAGCUUCGAGAGAAUUCCUCUGGAUGCACACAGUUUCAUGAGAGAUGUCAGAAAUGUCAAGACAAUCUUUUGCAUGAUUGCCCAAAUGUUCCUGAACUGCACAUGAAGUUUGAUGAAGCCUUUAAGCUGGUUAAUCUCUCUGGUGAGCAGUAUGAGCAGAUUCUCCAGAUGGUUCAGCGUCAUACAGAAGACACUUCCUACCUGCUGAACAAAAUGAAAGAAAGAUUUGGGUGGGUGUCUGAGUUAUCCAAUAUGACCAUCGGACCAGAAAAUAUUUUCAAUAUAGUUAAGGUGAUACCUGGGGAUGCUUCUGGUGCAAAUGAAACUGUGGUAGAUGUGAAUAUUUUGACUUCGCCUACUUUCACCAUUAAAGUUCCUCCCCACUUAGACCCAAAGAGUGCUGAAUUCAUUGAAUACAUAGCUGGAAAAGCACUGCAACUAUAUAAGCAGAAUUUUUAAGUGGAACGAAGAUGUGGGAGAUCUUAAUCCCUGAAAUCUGUGUACUCUCCUUAGGUGAAAUACUCCUAAACUCAAUGUUCAGCUAUUUGUUAAAUGGCUACGAUUAAAAUAGUUGCAUAUAAAUAAAAUUCUGCUUAAUAAAUACUGUGACAU
Gallus gallus (chicken) is the source of this 1613-nucleotide messenger RNA. It is a transcript of the gene CLUL1, whose product is annotated as clusterin like 1. The transcript is spliced from 9 exons. The record is from RefSeq and is a predicted model, not a curated record. The coding region runs from base 75 to 1460 and encodes 461 amino acids. NCBI's taxonomy places the organism in Eukaryota, Metazoa, Chordata, Aves, Galliformes, Phasianidae.